Microstroma glucosiphilum is the source of this 4708-nucleotide messenger RNA. RefSeq lists its product as hypothetical. The record is from RefSeq and is a predicted model, not a curated record. Gene Ontology annotation, molecular function: mRNA binding. Lineage: Eukaryota; Fungi; Basidiomycota; Exobasidiomycetes; Microstromatales; Microstromataceae. Gene Ontology annotation, biological process: nuclear division. The transcript has 2 exons. The coding region runs from base 188 to 4594 and encodes 1468 amino acids. Gene Ontology annotation, cellular component: cytoplasm; nucleus.
GCGCUUCCUGAGACGUCUCGUCUUGAUCACCUCCUUCACCGGCAGAGCGGCAGUGAAAAAGGUGGUUUAACUUUUGCUCCCGUCGCUGGGCGAGACUAGAGUAGACGGGUGUCGACGUCUAACGGUGACUCGUUCGACUCCACCACACCGAUCAUAAUCAGCUCGGGAGGCUGAGCUGGCUACAACCAUGGAGAGCUACACCCUUUCCUUUGCCCUGCCCCGGUCCGCCGGAGGCCAUGCCUUCGUCGCAGAGGAUACAGCACCCGCAAGCACCCCAACGGGCGGUAACAUUGAUCGCUUUGGCCCCAAUAGUGCAAGCACUUCUCCCAUUCAAGGCUUCAAGCAGCCGCACGAUGAGGCCUCCACUGCUCCCACCCCUCAGCCUACCACGGGCCGGCUGGGCAGCAUGCGCUCUCGCUUUCCCCCUAGCGUCAAAGCUUUCAUGCCCAGCGCCUUUGUCGGCAAGCGAACCAGCGACAGGAUCGCCGAGGUCACCGGGACUGGUGAAAAGGAAGACGAUGUCAUCGAUGAAAGCGACAAAGCGGCACACCAGCCUGGCGCCAUUGGCUCUGACACCAACCUUGGCCGAGCCUCUUCCGAGCGAAGGAAGAUGAAACUCAACAGCAGUGCCAGUCUGCCUCUGUCUGUUCCGGAGGAGACCUCAAGCAAGGUCGGAGCACCUGGAGAAGAGGUUGCCGCUAGCAUGCGCGAUAGCAGGUCUACUGCUGGGACCCGCUCUUCCUUCGACUUCUGUUCCUCGAUGACUGCCUCCUCCCCCGACAGUAGCGCAGCUCCUUGCGCUACUACGGACGUUGCUGCAAAGCGAGAAGGCAGUAUCAUGACGGACAGACAAUCUUCGAGUGGUGUUCCUGCCAGCACUGGUCACUCGAACUCCAAUUCAAUCACAUCUCUCGGUGCUCAACAGCCAUUAACUGCAUCAGAGCUGGCCCAGGCCACGCAAGAGCUGAGCCAAAAUGUGAUGAACGCGACCUCGACCCACGUUCUUUGCACGCCCGUCCAGGACGACGCUACGUCGAUGAGCUCGGGGCCGGGACAUACAGCUACGUCUUCGUCGUCGUCGGUCAGCACCUGGCCGUCUAGUGCCGCUUCUCCAUACUCUCCCUACUCCCCCUUCGGAGGGCAGACACAACGACAGCUUCCGCAGCUGCCGUAUCCGGGCAAUGGAUCUGAUCUGCAAGGUAAAGGCAACUACCCUUAUCAGCACUAUGCGCAGCCUUUCGCUCAAGACAUGAACAACGGCUUCAACGGGAUCAAUUUUCCUGCGAUGUCCUCAAACGGCAACUUUGGAAGCACCACGUCGCUAGGCUCCACUCUGGGUCAGCAGCAACAAUCGGGAGCUUCCCUGCUCGGUCCUUCCCUGUCGUCAGACUCCAAGUCGGGCCAAGGGAGUAACAGCAAGAUCCCCCGAUACAACUUUCACCUGAGCGGCACUUUUCAUUCAGUCAUGGAGGCCAGGGCAAUGAUCAUGCGAGAACACCCUUUCAGAGCCCAAGUCUCCGUCAAGGUCGGCAAAGCUGAUGUGAUUGACAAUAUGACUUCAUCGACCAUCGGACCAAACACUUUGAAGUCGCACGUUCGUGCAAGGCUCGAUGAAAUCGCUGCUUUCACUGAUACGCGCGUCGCCGUCGUCGGCAAGGAUUCCCGCGGCGUCGACCUGGGAUACGGUCUUGAGUCUGAACGCAAUGUAGAUCUCGUCAUCUCUGGCCAGCUUCAGGGCGUGGAGUCCGCUCGUGUUAAGACAUUGGUUCUUCUUGAUGAGCUGAUUGGGCUUACCUCAACCACUUGUGAAAUUGAUCAGAAGUUCCACAACAUCAUUGGCGGAAGGAAACGUCAUGUCAUCCAAGCGAUUCAGGAGCAGACUUGCACGAGUAUCUAUUUGCCUCUUCCUCUGGGCAGCAACGUCGGUGGUGCUGGACUCGGCGCCAACACUUCCUUGGAGAGUGUCAUCCAUAUUACUGGUGACUUCUUCGGUGUACAGCGAGCUCGAGAUAUGCUCUAUGGAAUCUUCGUCCAGAAGAGCAAGUGCACCAUAUCUCGAGACACCCGUAUCUUGCCUCGCAAGAUCGACUGGCUCCUGGCAGAUCACCUCGAGGAUGUUCGUCAGAUCAUGAUAGACAAUGGUACUUUUAUCGGGCUGCCCCCUCUCGGAAGUCAAGUCAGCGUAGUCUCCGUUUACGGAGACAAUAGAGUCAGCAUCGAGAGGUCCAUCCGAACACUGAUGGCUCUUACUUGUCAAUUCUACAUCGGUUCCGUAUGGCUGCUACCACCAGUCGGAAGUUACCAUGGAGGCGCGCAGCCUCCCCCUACUGUCAAUGCCGCUCAUCUCACGCCCUUCCUCAAGACCAUCGUCAACAAGUCUGGUGCCGAGGUGGUGUUCAAGAACAAUUGCUUUGAGAUCUAUGGUGUCGAGGUAGAGGUCAAGCAUGCCGUCAGUAUGGUCCUUGAUCUCGACUUUGUGAAGCAAUUCACUGUCGAAGUGCGCUUCCAGAUCGAGCUAGCCGCUACCGAGCGGGACUUCCUCCAGGGCCGAAAGUGCGGCAAGAUCAACAAGAUCAUGAAGACCUGCGGCGUCAGAAUCAAAUUCGAGACGUUCAAUGACUUCAACUUCCUCAUCGAGCUCUCCGGUGCAGAUCGCGCAAGUGUUCUGCAAGGUUUGGCGUUGCUUCAAGAGGAGCUCCCCGCCGAGGUCUCUUUCCAUGUCCCCGAGGCAUAUCACAAGCGAUGUAUUGGUGUGGGCGGGAAGCAGAUCCAGAAGGUGAUGAAGAAGUACGGCGUCUACGUCAAGUUCUCCAACGCCGAAGAAUUCAAUGCCUUGGGAGGCUACAUCGACAACGAAGACAACGUCAUUGCUCGAACACCCGCCAAGAACGCUAUCAAUCUCGAAAAUCUCAAGCAAUCCGUCAUGGAGAUGGUCAAUCCCAAGGACAAGGACUACAUCACCGAGACUGUGACGAUUCCUCGUCGCCAUCACCGGACCCUGCUUGGUGAAAAGGCUAUCUUCAUUCAUGACAUUGAGAACAAGUUUUCCUGCGCGAUCCACUUCCCGCCUCGAGAGACUUGCUCGGACCUUGUAUCGAUCUUCGGUCCUGAGAUUCAGCUCCAACAAGCUAGCUCCAUGCUCAUGGAGCAUGUCCCUGUGGAAGCCGAGUUAAGGACCCCCAACGCCACGGCGCUGCCCCAAGUGCUGUCAUCUCAAGACUUCAUCGCCUUCGUUGAGCGCAUCAAGCGAGACCUGAACAUCAACAUCGCAUACCUGGAGUUCACUCCUAGCUGCCCAGAGGUUGUCUUCAAGAUGCACUUGAGUCCAAAUAACCUUGACAAUCUGGCUGCAGCUAAGGAUCUCCUGGAGGACUUCUUGAUCUCCCACAAUAUCAAUGUCUACCCACCGCCGGCUGAACGAUCUCGCUCCGACUCUUUCGCUGCCGCAUUUCCUCACUUUGCCAACAAGCUGAUCUCUACACCUGGAGCAGAGUCGGGCGCAGGAGGUCAGGCCUCAUCGGCUGUCCUUGACAGUGGCGUCUCCCAAUACCAGGCCGAGCUGGCUGCUCGCUUCAAUGACAGCGCACGGCUGCGUGGUGCCGCCUCUUCACCCUCGCUGAAGGCUCUGUUCGAUUCGCCAGCUGGCUUCGGCGGCAAUCCCUCCCGCGUCCUCGGUCAUCACCAAAGUCAAAGUUUCGCCAUCGGAGGCAGUGGCUCGGGUGCUUUUGGCAAUGGCGGCAUCAACGGAAGCAUGGGCGGACCGCUCGAUGCACCAGGGCUUGCACUCGGCACUGGCUUGGGCAAUGGUUCUGGAACUGGCCUUGGCAAUGGAGCCGGCAUUGUCCCCCGCAAUGGGCCUCUCGGCGGGCCUGUCAAUGCGACCAACCCGAGCCACUCGCCCGUUAUCGGCUCAUCUUUGUACUCGUCACCCUACGGCGAUUCAAUGCCCGGUGGCAUCAGCAGUGACGUAUGGGGCGUCCAGCCCCGCCAGGGGACGCUGUCCAACGCUGCACCUCCCGUCAGCCCCGGCGUCGCCUUCCCUCGACAGCAAUACCCCCACUCUGUGGCUCAAGGACCUCAUACCCAGCACUACGCGCGACAAAGUGACGACUUUGGCUACCUCGCGCACAGCGGCAACGGUCGAGGUCCAGUUGAUGCCUACGACCUCGACGAUGGCUCACGCAAUGCUCGUAAUGGCAGGUCUGCGAUCCACUCUCACGGCAACCGUACGCAGUCUUUGGACAUCAGCAAAAUGAGCUCUCAGCAGGCCGCUGUAGAGGCCAAUGCUUAUGUCCAGCAGCGCUACGGUGCGCCGGCUAACGGCAAUGGCUUCGGUCUCCGCACCCCAGGACACACCGGUGGGCCAGCUUACGGCUUCCCCUCCCCUUUCGGAGGGCCAGUCAAUGGUGCGAAUGGAGCCAGAAGCCCUUACACCCAUCAAAUUCCGAGGGCUGGCCCUGGUCAUGCACCCGGCCACAGUCCCGCGGCUAGCAUCUCUCGUCUGCCACCAUCUGCGUCUGGUAGCUCGCAGGUGCCUGCGCAGACUGUCGAUGAGGUCUCGCGUAUGCUGAGUGGAAUCCAAUUCCCUCACUAGAAGACAAAAGCGGUAUAACCACCAGAGGGGCAGCAGAGUACCCUAGUUGGGCUCGCUCUCUUGGUGAGGAAGCUAGUCCUCUCGCUCCAUCUACCCAGACUACCCGGACUCGCC